Messenger RNA from Anolis carolinensis (green anole), 9238 nucleotides. It is a transcript of the gene nfia, whose product is annotated as nuclear factor I A. Gene Ontology annotation, molecular function: DNA-binding transcription factor activity, RNA polymerase II-specific; RNA polymerase II cis-regulatory region sequence-specific DNA binding. Gene Ontology annotation, cellular component: nucleus. The record is from RefSeq and is a predicted model, not a curated record. Gene Ontology annotation, biological process: regulation of transcription by RNA polymerase II. Bases 497 to 2026 code for a protein of 509 amino acids. NCBI's taxonomy places the organism in Eukaryota, Metazoa, Chordata, Lepidosauria, Squamata, Anolidae. The transcript is spliced from 11 exons.
GCGAGCGAGUUGCUGCUGCUGCCGCCGCCGCCUCUGCUGCUGCUUCUCCUCCUCCUGCCGGAGCGUUGCAGAGCGGCGCAGAAGCAGGCUGGAGGCACGCUGGCAGGUUACCGGAGAGAAACUGGAGCCCGGGGCUGGUUUCGCUGGCAGCGGGCGGGGGAGGAGGGGGCGGCGGCGGCGGCGGCGGCGGAGGAAGCGUGCGCUAUGCCUUUAACGCCCGGGUACAGUAGCCAUGCCUAGUGUGGCAGUGUAGGGAAACUCUAGGCGGGGUUAAAGUUCAGCUCAUGGAGCUGAUCCGCGCUGGCUGCAGUUGAGCAGAGUUGGAAAUGUGAAAGCAAGAAGCAGGCUCGGGUCUUUCCCCCCCUCCUCCUCCUCUUUCUUUUUUUUCCUCCUCCUCCUCCUCUCUCUUUUCUCUCUCCCCCUUUCCCCCUCCCUCCCUUUCUCUCUCUCUCUCUCCCUCACACACCUCCAAGCCACAAAAACCCCCACAGCAAGCAUGUAUUCUCCUCUCUGUCUUACCCAGGAUGAAUUCCAUCCAUUCAUUGAAGCACUUCUUCCCCACGUCCGAGCAUUUGCAUACACAUGGUUCAACCUACAAGCUCGAAAGCGAAAAUACUUUAAAAAACAUGAGAAGCGUAUGUCAAAAGAGGAAGAAAGAGCUGUAAAGGAUGAAUUGCUAAGCGAAAAACCAGAGGUCAAACAAAAAUGGGCAUCCAGACUUCUGGCAAAGCUACGGAAAGAUAUAAGGCCUGAAUACCGAGAGGAUUUUGUUCUAACUGUCACAGGGAAAAAACCUCCAUGUUGUGUUCUUUCAAAUCCAGACCAGAAGGGCAAAAUGAGAAGAAUUGACUGCUUACGCCAGGCAGAUAAGGUCUGGAGGUUGGACCUUGUUAUGGUGAUUUUAUUUAAAGGUAUUCCGCUCGAAAGUACUGAUGGCGAACGCCUUGUAAAGUCCCCACAGUGCUCAAACCCAGGGCUGUGUGUACAGCCGCAUCAUAUAGGGGUUUCAGUUAAGGAACUCGAUUUAUAUUUGGCAUACUUUGUGCACGCAGCAGAUUCAAGUCAGUCUGAAAGUCCAAGCCAGCCAAGCGAAGCUGAUAUUAAGGACCAGCCAGAAAAUGGACAUUUGGGCUUCCAAGACAGUUUUGUCACAUCAGGUGUGUUCAGUGUGACUGAACUAGUAAGGGUCUCGCAAACUCCAAUAACUACAGGAACAGGCCCCAAUUUCUCACUCUCAGAUUUGGAAAGUUCCUCAUACUAUAGCAUGAGCCCAGGAGCAAUGAGAAGAUCUUUACCAAGCACUUCCUCUACCAGCUCUACAAAGCGCCUCAAAUCUGUAGAGGAUGAAAUGGACAGUCCGGGUGAAGAGCCAUUUUAUACAAGCCAAGGGCGGUCUCCAGGAAGUGGCAGUCAGUCAAGUGGAUGGCAUGAAGUGGAGCCAGGAAUGCCAUCGCCAACUACAUUAAAGAAGUCAGAGAAGUCUGGUUUCAGCAGUCCCUCGCCUUCGCAGACCUCCUCCCUUGGAACGGCAUUCACACAGCAUCAUCGACCUGUCAUUACAGGACCCAGAGCAAGUCCACAUGCAACACCAUCGACUCUUCAUUUUCCAACAUCACCCAUUAUUCAACAGCCUGGGCCAUACUUCUCACACCCAGCAAUCCGCUAUCACCCUCAGGAGACUCUGAAAGAGUUUGUCCAACUUGUCUGUCCCGACGCUGGUCAGCAGGCUGGACAGGUGGGGUUCCUCAAUCCCAAUGGUAGCAGCCAAGGCAAGGUGCACAAUCCAUUCCUUCCUACUCCAAUGUUGCCACCGCCACCUCCACCACCAAUGGCUAGGCCUGUACCUCUGCCAGUGCCAGACACAAAGCCUCCAACUACGUCAACAGAAGGAGGUGCCGCUUCUCCUACUUCACCAACCUACUCGACACCCAGCACCUCCCCUGCAAACCGAUUCGUCAGUGUUGGACCACGGGAUCCAAGCUUUGUAAAUAUCCCUCAACAGACACAGUCCUGGUACCUGGGAUAAAACUCACAGCUUCCCACCAUCUGCCAGACCGACCACCUGACUCCUUCCCAACUCUGUAACAUGGAAGCAGCCGCAAUGCAGUGCAGUUACUUCACCUCUGUGGAAGGGAAGAUGAACAGAUACUGAUAGCAAACAACUGCUUAUCUUCAAAAAAAUGGCGAAAGUUAUGGUUGAUCAACAAAGGCCGUAACAUUGUUCGGGGGCAUGGGGAUGAGGGGGAUUUUUUUUCAACAAAAAAAAAAAUAAGAACACCUUAGUGACCGAUGUAAUUUCUCAUAUGGUGCUGGAAAUGUUUGGGCUUCAUACUUCUUGAAGUGUUCAAUUGGUAGUGUAAGCAUUAGGGACACUGGUAGUAGAGCCAGCCUUCUGGCUGCUUACUGACUUGCUGUUAUAACACUUUCCAUAUGGCGCCUGUUUUACAGUAUUUUCACUGAUUUUUUCCCCAUACAGGUGUGAGACUUCUUGAGAAAUCACAAGGAACACACAUUAAAUGAUAACUUUUGCAGUAGCUGAAUUCUGCAAUACAGAAUUUACAGGACAGACCUGGGGGUUGGGUUUUGCUUUUUGUUUUUUUCUGUAACAUAUCAGUUCUUUUUUUUUAAUUGCAGUCUGCGGUUAGUUAGAUGUAUGACAUGAAUCAUAAGAACAUUAUCAACAAGUUGAUUUUCCACCCAAGUUGCAGAGAAAUAUGAAAGAUCAACCUACUGCUGUUUACGUGAAAUAGAAAAAAGGGUUUAAAUGCUGCACUUACAUAAAGCAUUUGUAACAAUUUUCAACAAUGACAUAAAAUUCACAUGGAGAUGGGGAAGUUGGUCUGUUUUGAUAGAAACUGACAGAAGUCAAUCAAAACAAUCGAAUUUUGAAUUGAGAAAAGUGCAAUUUCAUUGGAUAGCUAAAUAUCUUUGUAAGAUAGAGAUUGUUGAAAAUUCUAUUUUUGUUUUCCAAGUCCUAUCACCCCAGGACUCUAAAUUAUUGGGGUAAAAAACAGCCUUGCGAGAAAAAAAGGGGGAGCUAUUUUUGCUUUUUAUGUUUUUUAUUGUUAAACUUGUAUCCCUUUAAAACUGAAGGAAAUUUUUUAAAAAACAGAAUUUAAUGGUGCUUUUACCACAAUAUGUUAUCUACAUUAAAUGCUAAUUAAUCAUUUUCUGUUAUCAAAGCACAUAAUUAAAAUUAAAUCAUAAUAUCUGUUAAUUUUAUAAGCUAAAAGUCACUAUAAUAAAUUAUGCCAAUUCUGACAAAUCAUUUGUGUUUCCGGCAAUAUAGGGUAUAUCACUUCUCAGAAUCCCUUGGACACAACCCAGCACGGAAGUAGGUGUGCUUAAGCCCUUUGGAACAAACGGCUUUAAGCCUGCCUCUCCCUGCAUUGGAUCGUGGCCCUUGAGAUAAUAAUAAUAAUAAUAAUAAUAAUAAUAAUAAUAAUAAUAAUAAUAAUAAUAAUGACAGAGCUGUCCAGAACGUAGAACCCCUUUGUGUCCCUGAACUGGCUUUAUUUUUUCCUGGACUGCAAAGGCAGCAAUACAGAAGCAAAAUGCUGAUUAUGUAUCUUGUGCCAGUUUGAGGCAAGGACACUUGCUUAAACAAAACAAAAGAUGAUGAAGAAGAAGAGUUUGGACCCCAAAUGUCCUGUAUCUUAUGUACAAAAAAGAAAAAAAGGAAAAGGAGGAAAAAAAACAGCAAAAAAAUGCAAGAGAUUUUUUUCUAUCAGACAGCGGAGCACCCCUUUGCUUCCCAUGCAACUUUAAGAAGGUUUCCUAUAUUAUACAUAUAUAUACGUUCUGGUUGGCUGAUCUAGCUAAUCAGAGAAAGUCUCUGCAUGUUCUAGUGUUAGUAACUAAUUUUUAUAUAGUUAAUGUAGGGUAAAGUAGAGUGCAUUAAGACACAAUAUUGUAAUCCCUAAUCCAGGCACUUGCCUUUAAACUAUGUUUGUUCGGCCCUUCAGAAGGGUUUCUACUACUGUCCUAUACAAUCAAGUAAACUGAAUUUCUUGGGAAGACACUUUGCUCCUCAUCUUUUCCCUAAAACUAUUUUUUUUUGUUUUGUUUUCUUGAUUUGCACGAAACAAAAAAAAAAGAAUUCCAUAUCAAUGUGCCUUGCCCUGGAUAGCGAUUAUUUGUGGAAUUGUUGCACAUGUUCCUAUAUUGAAAGGGGUUUUUUCUCCCUAGUCAAGCAUUUGGAGACACUUUUUUGUAAAUGUGACUUUUAUGUCAGCCAUUGUCAGUUUCAGCAUCUUAGAACUGAGUAGAGCGUUAGUUGUUCCACAGAUAGGGGUAGUGUUUUCUUGUCCUGUAUGGUCAGUGGCAGUGCUAUUCUAAGAUCUGUAGAUGCUAGAUUAUCAGUAUUUUUGAUGUUGCUGCAUUUUACAUUUUAUUUGGAGUCUUCCUCUUGUUUUGUUUUUAUUUUUUUCUCCCAGAUAUAUGAAAAUAUGCAAUACCUGCUUAUAUCAUGUAGAAGAAAAGCUUAGCAAUUCUUGAUUUUUCUUUUGACCUUUUUUUAUUUGACCAAAGUCGGUGCUGCAAUUGAUGCAGUGUGUUUUAGGUGUUUGUCUUUGUACUUUUUUGUUGUGAUUUUUUUUUUGAAUGCACACGCAGGAAGGGCUCUUCUUAGAGAAGCAGUCAAACUGUGAAGCACUAAGCUGAACCCUGCUUCAAGCAAUUUUUUUUGUUUUACAACUGUUCCUUUCACAAGCAAGCCUUAAAAAAAGAAAUCCCUUUUUCUUCAGAUCCCACACCCAUUUUUAUUAGCAGAUUGCAAUCAACCCACAUUCAAUAAAAAGUAUAUAAUGCCCAUUUUUAUAUGCACGUUUUUAAACUUCCAAGUUCUGAAAAUUGUUUACUGGUUAUUCUCUAUUUAAAGAAAAAAAUGUUUUGGAUUUUCAUAUAUGUCAAAUAAGUGGUUGAGUAGUCAUUUGCUCUGUUGUAUUGUGUGAUUGUUAGUAUUAUGGUAUCACAUCCACUAGCCAGCAUCUUUUGCCUUCCCUAUAGCACUUAGCAGGGCAUUACCUUAUUAAGACAUAUGUGCACUAAAAAAAGAAGAAAAGAUAAAAAAUAGCAGCUUUCAGUGCUUCACAGUGAAGGGAAAAAAAGCCUAGACAAACAUUUUGUCAGAACCUUGCUAUAAGCCAAGGUAUUACCAGUGAAUUGGUUGUAUAUACAACAAAAUUGCACCCUUUUUAAAAAAGAAAAACAAAGCAAACUAAGCAAUAGUUUGGGCAGAUAGUUGUUUUUAGUGAGCAUGUCAUAGUCAUGGCCGCAAAGAGAGAGAAUCAAAGCUGCCCACGCAGAAGCGAUGUAAUUUGUAUGUUGUAUAGUUUUAUUGAUUACACUGAUUUAUUCUACCCUAUUUUAUAAUGCAGGACUUUUGUAAUGUUGUUUAAAUGAGGAAAAAAAUUCUGUCAAAUUAGCUUAGUGGAAUUUCUGAUUGUUCAUUAUAAAGGCAGCAUUCAUAGAAUUGCUUUUUUUCCUUUGGGAACUGGAUUUAAGUUUAAAACUUUCCUGUUUCCUUUUUGUAUGUAUUUAAAUACAGUUAUUGUUUUUUUCUUUUCUCAAUAGUAUAGCAUAUUCCUAUGCUUGAGAAGUAUAGGCUACUGAAGAACCAUUGUAAAUGGACAUUACAGAUAUGCUGUAUUUUUGAAGGUGUUUUAUCAUAUUAAGUUUGAAGAUGGUAAAGUUAGGAAAAUUCUGAUCGGAAUUGAGUCAAAAUGAAUUGUUUUCAAGGCUUUAAAUGUUAGAUAGGGCGGUCAGGGGUGUUUACCAACCGGAGUUGUAAAGUAUUAAAGACACUAAAUUCAAUGGUGGUUCAUCUGAUUAUCAUGCAGAAACACAGCAAUUCAGAUCUGUUCAGGUGUGGAGAACAAACAGAGUUUUAUUCCUCGAAGUAGAGCAGAGAACGGAGAUCUGAGGGGAGACAAUGGCAUGGGGUGUACAGUCGACAAUAGAGAAAUAAUCCCAGGUCACACUUAGAAAGCAGAUUCACACGCGCACUUGCCCAUUCCAAAAUUGCUUUUCAUCCUUUGUACAAACCAUUUUUCUUUCUGAUCUUUUUCUUUGGGAACUGACAAACGCACAACACCGACUUCUGCUUCCUCACACAAAACACAAACAGGAGCCCACUUGGAAUUGACACUACCGAAAAUAGCUUUUUAUUAUUGUUAUUAUUAUUAUUAUUAUUCCCCUGACCCUUUUUCAAAAUAGGACUCUAGCUUAUUACUAUUAUUCUGCACACCCCUGCAAUAUUGUAAUUAUUCAUCUUAUAUAUAUAUUUUAAAUGAUAGGCCAAUAUCACCCAUGAGUAUACCUUGUCUAUAUUCUCCUUCUUCUCUUUGGAAAGUUGAAGAGUAAAGGAAUAGAACCUUUUCCAGCUCCACAGUAUUCAGUCAGCCCACAGGAAUAUGCAAAAUCCCUCUACCUGGUUUUCUUUCACUCUAUCCUUUUCGUUCUAUAUAUUUUGCAGCUUUGUAGUGACAGUGUUAACAUUUACCGUACACAUAUACACAAUGAAAACCCCAAAUACAUAACAUGAAACCGCUUUUUUGCCCCUUGUGUUUUUUUUAAAAAAUGUCACUUACUAUUAUACUUUGCAUUGUGUCUCUGGAAAUAUCUUCUUUUUAAAAUAAUAAUAAUAAUAAUUUUACUUUGGUAGAAGGCCUCCAUAGAACAAACAUUGCAAACCACAACCGGCAUAGAAAUGGAAGGAGAGCUUCAAUGGCACCUAAACCAAACCAAUCUUUCAUGAAACCUAUUGGAGAUCUCAUGAAGUGAACUCUGCCUACCAGGCAAGGUUUCCAUUAAAUCAAGCAUAGAAAGCCAAUUUUGUCUUGAAGUCAGUGCAUGUAUUACUGUUUGACAGUAAAACCCAGCUAUGCCACCAUCAAGUCCAAGGCUGUGCAAUAGUCUAAUUAGUAUCGAGUACAUUUUCCUUUUAUUUUUUUCCAAUAAAAAAGCAGUGGGAUGAAAAUUGCUUUGAUAUAUAGUAGGUAACAUUGAAGCUAUUCCAUAGCACUUAACUGUAGUGAAUACUGUGUCACCAAUUCUGAAAUCAAUUUAAUGUUUAAUGCAAAUCCAUUACAUGGUGCUAUUACAGGCUGGCAAAAUGAUUUACAAAAAUGUGACAACUUGGGCUCAAUUCACUCUGCUUUCCAACAAUGUAAAUGCAUAGCAGUGUUUAUCUGCAUGAGAACUAUGCACUAAUAUAAAUCUGAAAAAAGAAAGAAAUAUAUCAACUUUGGUAUCUAGUUUCUGUUUACUUCAAUCCUUGCCUUUUUGGUCAUUAUUAUAAAUGCCAGCUUUAGGACAGAAAGAAAAUAUAAGAAAACCAGCAUAAUACCUGAUAUAUUAAAAAUGUAGUGCCUGUGAAAUCUGUAUUAUAUUGCUCUUCUGAAGUAAGAUUUUUCUACACCAGUAGCCUUCGCUGUCUGUCAGAACCUUCUGAUAUAGGUGAUGUAAAAUAACCGUACAAUAUUAAUGCAUGCUAUUCCAUAAUGCUUAGUGAGCUGUAUGAAUAUUACUCAAAGUUAUGUUAGUUUUUUUUCCUGACUUGGUUCUUGUCAGAUAGGUUUAAAGAUAUUUCACUGAGAACGCAACUUCUGGGUUUUUUUCUCUUGAUUUUGGGUGUUUUCAGUAUUUUGAAGAUAUACAGUUAACUUAAAAUUCAGUAUUAUUUGUGGGGGGCAUUCUCUAUUCUUGAGGGAAGGCAUGGGGUUCAAAAUAAAAAAAAAAAUCCUUGCCUGGUAGGGUUUUAUUCUGUUCUGUUCUGUUUUUUUUUUUUUUUUUUGCUUAAAGCAUCCAUAAGAACUCUUUAAGAGCUCAAUCUCAGAAGACGUCAAGUUUCAAAGUAAGGAACAAUCCUCAAGCUUGGAACUGACCUUGAAAGUGGUUUCUUAAUGGACAAUAUUCAAACCAGGUACCCAUGUUUGACCCUUCUUCACACCAGACCUCCUUAUAUUGAAACAAACUUUUAAAGAACCUUUUAAAACCCAACCUCAUAUGGCUCUUUAGUUUCAUUCAUUGUUGCAUUUUUUUUCCUUCAAAACUAUGUAUAUACUUUGGGCCCGAUUCAUGAAUGGUCACUGGGCAUUAACAUAGGAUUUUGGUGUAUAUUUUUAAAUCCAAAUUUGGGCACUUUUCUUUCUUUCUAAGGCAAAUAUAACUUCAGCACAUUGCUGUUGCCAAGAUUUGACCUGAUUUUCACAUCCACUCAAGCUCUACAUGAAGGCAGAACAAGAUUUGUCUCAUAUAACUUGAGUACAUGCAUCAUUUGACAUGAAGGAAAAUUUUCCUAGGUGGUGCUCAUUUGCCUAGAGCUUCCUUAAUUCUGCACUCUGCUCAGGUAUAAGUGUUACUCUCUUGCUAAACAAACUCUCUUGGCCACAGGAAGAUCUACUGGAUUUUGUUUUCAUGACCCUUCCUAGUCUAAGCAGUAUAAGAGAAAGCAUUAACAACCUAGUAUUUCACCAAGUAUUUCCUUACUCGCAUUGAGUGGCAAGCCUCAGAUCAGUAAACAAUUCUUCUCCAAAAGAAAGAGAUAAAUUUAAAUGCGAAGGAGAGUGAGAAGAUUGGCAGUUUAAUGUAGAGGUAUCAUUCCAACUCAAUGAUGCUUAGAGAGCACAGAUAUUAAAUAUAGCAAUGUGACUGAAUGGACAAUCUCUCACCUGUACCUCUGCUAUUAUUGCUGCUGUAAAAAGAUUUGAAACUGGCUUUGCAGUUAUUUUUCAAGAUUACAAAAUGUGUUUGUGGAAAUAGCCACAAUAUACCUACGGUUGGCUUCUUUGCACACUGAGCAAUUCACUGGUGCAGAUCUAAUAAAUAUCCCUGGUUUCAUUUUUUUCCAAUUUGAUGUAACAAAAGUUCUUCCAAUACAUAUGUGAAAUAUCUGCUGCAAAAUCAAUUAACCUCUGUGUUAAUACCCUUGUGUCGCCACCUUUUUAUGAAUCGGGUCCCUUGUGCCUCUAGUAUCCUUGUAUUGACUCUCAUAGUUACCAUUUUAGUUUUACUGUGUUCUGUAAAAAUUUGCAAUUGGUUGAGAAUCACUGUGGGCAUCCAUUCUUUUUUUAAAAAAACUAAAUCUCUGCAGGUUUUUUGAGCUGGUGUGGAUUAGUUUAACACUUGUAUUCAACCAUUAGUGCUACCACCCUCUCACAUUACAAUACAAUUACUGGAAGCAAGUACUGCAUUUCCUAUGCAACAAAAAAGGAAAAUAAAAAAUUGCUAAUGCUAA